This is a messenger RNA of Cyclospora cayetanensis, 909 nucleotides long. RefSeq lists its product as uncharacterized. Lineage: Eukaryota; Apicomplexa; Conoidasida; Eucoccidiorida; Eimeriidae. The transcript has 2 exons. Bases 1 to 909 code for a protein of 302 amino acids. The record is from RefSeq and is a predicted model, not a curated record.
AUGAGCAAAUUAAGCGCCUUCUUCGAAAAGAAGAAAAAGAAAAUCACCAAGGUCACUGCACCACCUGAGCUCACGCAGGUCGUGGAGAAGGUGGAAGAACCAGUGGCCGAUGAUGACUUGGGAUGGGGUCUUGAGCCACAGCAGGAGUCACAGUGGGUGGCUCCUGGCACGAGCCCUGCAUCAACAGGCGGCGAGGGGCCCCUGGCACGCUCCCUGAGGGUUAGUGCUGUGGGUGCUUACGAGUUGGAGAGUAAGAGAGACAAGAGCUGGGGCACCAUGAAGAAGUUGGAGGAAGAGCAGCGUCGGGGUCUGCAAGAGCUGCGUGAGCAAGAACAGCGCGAGCUGCUGCUCUUGCAGCAGCAGCCGCAAAAAGGACAAACCCAGGAGGCCUCCGAUAAGCAGGACGCAGACGGCGAUUCUCCACAGGUCAAAGAUAAUAUCAGGGACGAGGUGGAAGCAGAUAACCUUCCGGUGUCUGCUCGCGUGCUGCGGGCUUUGGGGAGUGGUUCAUUUCAGAGAAAGGCCCGAGGUACCUUCGUACCCUCUUUUGAAGAUGAUCCAGACUUAGCAACUGCUGCACAGAUGGUGAGCACCAAGCAGCAGCCUCAGGGCAAAAAGCAGCAAGCCGGGCGAAAGAGUCCCGUAGACGUUUCCCAUGAGAGCUCCGGCAGUGCCUCUUCGUCCUCCAAGAGCGAAGAUCAUCACCAGCAGCAGCAGGAUCAGGGUUUAUUGAGCACAAGUGAUUCAGAAGGCUCGGUGGCGGGGCCCGCGGCCGUUAUAUUUGAUGUGCAAAAGUUUGUAUCCUUUGAAGGCCUCUCCGUCGCAGGCGUCGUUCUAGACGCAGAAUUGGUUAGGCGCAAGUACGAAACCAGGCCGCCUUGGACGACUUUAACGGCAGCCAAAGUUUAG